This is a messenger RNA of Nerophis lumbriciformis (worm pipefish), 2139 nucleotides long. RefSeq names its product cyclin-dependent kinase 17. Gene Ontology annotation, molecular function: cyclin-dependent protein serine/threonine kinase activity; ATP binding. NCBI's taxonomy places the organism in Eukaryota, Metazoa, Chordata, Actinopteri, Syngnathiformes, Syngnathidae. Gene Ontology annotation, biological process: protein phosphorylation. The record is from RefSeq and is a predicted model, not a curated record. Gene Ontology annotation, cellular component: nucleus; cytoplasm.
CGGAAAGACGGCGUCCGGCCCGAGAAGAAGCUCCGAGGUCGGGGACUCCGGUCGGAACAACCCUCGUCGUUUCUGGCCUCCCCUUCCCGAGAGCUCCAUGGAGAAAAUGAAGCGGUUCAAGCGGCGUCUCUCUCAGACGUUAAGAGGGAGCCACACCAUCGACGAGUCGCUGUCAGAGCUGGCCGAGCAGAUGACCGUCGAGGAGAACGGUCUAAAGGACAACGCGGAGCCCAUCGUGAGGAAUGGCCGGCCCCCGUCGGCCCACAGCGUCCACUCCUUUCUGCACCAGUACGCGGGCUCCUUCAAAAAGCCGCCUCUGCGACGGCCUCAGAGCGUCAUCGGCGGGGGUCUCGGCUCGCUCAUGGCGAUGCCUCGCAACGGCAGUCGCCUCGAUAUCGUCCACGAGAACCUGAAGAUGGGGUCGGAUGGAGAGAGCGACCAAGCUUCUGGGACGUCCUCCGAUGAGGUGCAGUCACCGACUGGUGUUUGCUUAAGGAACAGAGGGAACCGCCGCAUCUCCGCUGAGGACCUGAACAAGCGCCUGUCCCUGCCAGCCGACAUCAGGAUACCCGACGGCUAUUUGGAGAAGUUGCAGCUGAGCAGCCCGUCCUUUGAUCAGCCGCUGAGCCGGCGCUCCCGACGGGCAUCGCUGUCCGAGAUUGGCUUUGGGAAGCUGGAGACCUACAUCAAACUGGACAAACUGGGAGAGGGCACCUACGCGACCGUCUUCAAGGGGCGGAGCAAACUGACGGACAACCUGGUGGCGCUCAAGGAGAUCAGGUUGGAGCACGAGGAGGGGGCGCCAUGCACGGCUAUCCGAGAAGUGUCACUACUGAAGGACCUGAAGCACGCCAACAUCGUGACGCUCCACGACAUCGUGCACACGGAGAAGUCGCUCACACUGGUCUUCGAGUACCUGGACAAAGACCUCAAGCAGUACAUGGAUGACUGUGGGAACAUCCUGAGCAUGCAAAAUGUCAAGAUUUUCCUCUUCCAGAUCCUGCGAGGCUUGGCCUACUGUCACCGGCGGAAAGUUCUCCAUCGAGACCUGAAGCCCCAAAAUCUACUCAUCAACGACCGGGGGGAGCUCAAACUGGCCGACUUUGGCCUGGCGAGGGCCAAGUCGGUGCCCACGAAGACGUACUCCAACGAGGUGGUCACGCUGUGGUAUCGGCCCCCCGACGUGCUGCUGGGAUCGUCCGAGUACUCCACGCAGAUAGACAUGUGGGGCGUGGGCUGCAUAUUCUACGAGAUGGCCGCAGGCCGGCCCCUGUUCCCGGGCUCCACGGUGGAGGAUGAGCUGCACCUCAUCUUCAGACUGCUAGGCACUCCCACAGAGGACAGCUGGCCCGGGAUAUCCUCCAUAGAGGAGUUCAAGUCCCACAAGUUCCCAAAGUACAAGACACAGCCGCUUAUUAACCACGCCCCCAGAUUGGACACGGACGGCAUCGACCUGCUGACGUCCUUCCUCAAGUUCGAGUCCAAAAAGAGGAUCUCUGCCGACGAAGCGAUGAGGCAGCCGUACUUCAGGAGCAUGGGGCCUCGCGUGCGCUCCCUGCCAGAGAACAUCUCCAUCUUCACGCUGAAGGAGGUCCAGCUGCAGAGAGACCCGGGCUGCAGGAACUCCUCGUACCCAGAGUCAGGCAACGGGAAGAGCCGAAGACAAAGCAUGCUGUUUUAGACUUUUUUUUUUUAUUGGAAAUGUGAGCUGUACAGUGACAUCGCUGGAUCAGUAACCAGGAGAUGGAGCAUCUUCACCCCCCCUUCCCAAGCAACCCCUCCCUUCCAGCAGGUUUGGCCUCCACAUGGCCCGACAGACAUUUCUACACCAUAUUUAUUAAGAAUGUGCUGCUAAGAUCCGACUACUGUUCUAGAAUCCUAACUGGCCUCAGUCACUUUAUCAAGAACAUGCAAUGUGUAUAGAUUUGUAAUCUUUUGAAGUGGUGACAUUUUUUUUGUUGUUGUUGUUGUUGUUUCUUUUUAAACUCCACAGAUGUUUUCAUUGCAGCUUGAGAGAGUGAGAGAGAGGGAGAAAAAAAAAAAAAAAGGUUUGGACUUUUUGUUGGCAAGAGAAGCUUCGAUGGUGACGGACGUGGGCGUAUCAUUCCAGGGCAUUAAACACUCAGAGGUACACCUUCA